Messenger RNA from Rhizoctonia solani, 678 nucleotides. Its product is annotated as The BTB (BR-C, ttk and bab)/POZ (Pox virus and Zinc finger) domain. Bases 1 to 678 code for a protein of 225 amino acids. The record is from RefSeq and is a predicted model, not a curated record. Lineage: Eukaryota; Fungi; Basidiomycota; Agaricomycetes; Cantharellales; Ceratobasidiaceae. The transcript has a single exon.
AUGAAGGCCCGCCUCUGCGAACAAUUAAUGUUGCGCAAUUCACCUGUAGCUAUUCAUACUGAUCCCCUUAGAGCCCUCGGCAUCGCUCUUAAAUACGGCUUUACCACCAGCGUUGAACUUGCGUCUAGCAUUGCCUCGCAACAAUACGACUUUGGUACAUCCGAAAAUCUCAAAAAGCUACUCGAGGUGAUCCAAGACCCAGCCGUAGCAGCUUUGGUCAAAGCUAUCGGGAUACCGUUCGUGAAGAGUAGAACUUUGAGGGAAGUGCUGUUCCAAUUUAGGCAACAGCCUAUGCGCAUAACCAACGAUAUCGAAUCGAUGGUGUGUUCGAUUUGCCGAGCUGCCUCUGCCGAUUCAUUUACCCGAUGUCCCAUCGAAUGGCAAGCUCGCUGGGCGUCUUGGAUGUUUGAUAAUAUCAAGAAUCGCUCGAUAUCGGUCUGGAAAGAUUUCUUUGCCUUGUCGAACGUUCAUAAUGCGUUUUAUCAACCCCAUCUACCUCCGACGAUCACUUAUAGUAGGAGCGGAUCCCAAGUUGGUGUAUGUAGCUGUAUGAGCUUACUACUGGGACCCUCGCAAAAAGCUUUUCAACCAUGGGCAGAUGGCGUAUACAAAUACUUGGAAUCACAGCUUGGUUUUAUAAGAGAACUUGAAGCCAAAAUUGACGAAAUUGAUCCAUAG